CUGCGACAGAGUUUGGUCAGUCGGUCGGUGUCGUCGCCAGCUGCCGCAUCGCGCGUCAAGGUUCCUCCUCCGGGGGUCUAUCCCGAUCGCGAGAAACAACCGGCCCGAGGAAUUCACUUUCUGUCAAGAUCCCGCUCCUGUCGCACCCCCGGAGAAAGGAAGAGAGGCAAGGGGGUGGUGAACACAUGGUGCGUACGACGGGGUGGACGAGCGGCCCACGAGGGAUGAUGUGAUGCGAACGCGAUACAGCAUGAAGGCAACAUGUUCCUGCCAGCGCUGUCAGUGUUGUCGGAGCGGAGGUUGCUGCAAUAACCGGGCGUUCUCCGAUGAUCAUUCUGAGAGACCAGCACCUAUUGAUACGUGCACGUCCCACUUUCCUCAAGUAACCAUCCCGCGGAUCAUGAAGAUAUCCUCCGUCAAGACGCUCACGUGGACCUUCUACUUGUCCACCUUAUUAUUCCUACCGAGAACAAAUGCUCUGGAAGAGAACUGCACGGAUUUUCAGGGCGGCACUGUCAGACACGGCCUCCUCUACGUGCCAGGACCUGCGGUCUGCAGUCUCUGCGUAUGUUAUCAUUCCGAGCCGAUGUGGUGCCAGGCGAUCUACUGUACGCCGCCGUAUAAAUGCAAGAAGUUCCGCGUGGGCGAGCGCUGCUGCGAGUUCGAGUGCCUGGACGACAGCGACGACUGGAGUGGCCCGGACGUGUACAACGUUUACGCCGCGGCGUCGUCGACGGACCUGAAGCAGAAUCCGAUGGUCCUCUUCUUCCUCGGACUGUUUGCGCUGCUGAUGGUGCCCUAGUGCUCACGACCUGGCCCGAGGUGGAGGAGAUCCGUCGCGAACCUUGCAGACCUCGCCCUCGUCAGGAAAAUUCGUCCGUUGUUAGUGAUAUCAGUGAUCCGACGGUGAUGACGACAGAUACGAUGACGAUGAUUGUGCACGAGAAAUCAGAGAUUCCCGGAGACGAGUUUGAUCGACUCAUCCCCCGCACGAUUACGUCAUUAAAUGGCAAAAUGGACGUCAUUUUGACGUCGUGACGUUAUUAGAAAUCAUUUUGACGUUUAAUGACGUCAUUAGACAUCAUUUUAACGUCGUGACGUCAUUAGACAUCAUUUUGACGUUUAAUGACGUCAUAAAUCAUUUUGAUGUUUAAUG
This is a messenger RNA of Nylanderia fulva, 1156 nucleotides long. RefSeq lists its product as uncharacterized. NCBI's taxonomy places the organism in Eukaryota, Metazoa, Arthropoda, Insecta, Hymenoptera, Formicidae. Gene Ontology annotation, cellular component: membrane. The record is from RefSeq and is a predicted model, not a curated record.